GAACGUCCUGCCUUUUUCUAUGAAAAUAAAUGAAAUCUGCAGUAGACGAUGACCCAGAUGUCCAGUCCUCCGACAGAAGAGCUGGUCAAACAGUGGGAAAGUGAGCAGGAGUGUCUCAGGCAGCAGGUGGUGGAGGACGACACCGAGGACUGGCAGAGGAGCCCAAGCUUCUCUGGCCUGGAGCGGGUUGGUGGCGUAGACCUCUCCUUCAUCAAAGGGGAUGAAGUCAAUGCCUGCGCCCAGCUCGUGGUGCUCAGCUACCCCGAUUUGAAGGUUCUGUACGAAGACAGUCAAAUGGUGACCCUGACGGCCCCCUAUGUUUCCGGCUUCCUGGCCUUCAGGGAAACCCCUUUCCUUCUGGAGGCGCUGCAGCGACUGAAGACCAGCCAGCCUACACUCAUGCCCCAGGUGGUGUUUGUGGAUGGGAAUGGUCUCUUCCACUACAGAGAGUUCGGUCUGGCGUGUCAUCUUGGGGUGCUGUCGGGUCUUCCCUGUGUGGGCGUGGCUAAGAACCUGCUGCAGGUGCAGGGGGUGUUUAAAGACGAGGAGCACCAAUCACAAAUUGCUGCUCUGCAAAAAGGAGGAGACAGCUUCCCACUCACCGUCGCCUCGGGCAAAGUGCUCGGAAAGGCACUGCGAAGCUGCGAUAAGAGCUCCAAGCCGGUAUAUGUCUCCGUGGGUCACAAGAUCAGCUUGGAUAAAGCUGUCCGUCUUACACACUCGUGCUGCCGCUACCGGGUACCUGAGCCCAUCAGACAGGCUGACGUUCGCUCCAGAGAAUACCUACGCAUACACUUCCCAGCUGCCAAUACAUGAAUUUAGACACUGAGGUUGCAGAUGCUGCGGUGAAGAAUCUGAAGAUAAAGAGAAGACUCUGAAGACCCCUUAAAGGUCCAUCUGUGUGUGUUUGUGUGAACGAUAACUUUGAAAAGCACAGCUGUUUAAGUCUGGGCCAAGAAGAAACUGAGAUUAACUGUAUCUUUUUUAUGCACUCACCCCAUAUUUAAGCUGGAUAUGGGUCAGACGGGUUCUUUUUAUAUUCUGUUCUCAUUAUAAUUUUGGGUCGCUCAGCUUUUUUGCACUGAGAACUCCUGAAAAAAAUCAGAAAAGUCCCUGAUCUGUCACAGAGAGUUGGUCAUUUGUUAAUAUUUAUAAGGGAGGAGGACUGUGUUUUAUGUGGAAUACUACAGAAAAGUAUAACAGCUGCACAUGGGACCACUCUGCUACAAAAACAUUAAAGGUUGCACUGUGUAUGUGCUGCACCUCUCUUUAAAUGCGUCAGACUUGGCCGUGCACGCUGCUGUGCCAGGCUGGUCCCAGAGAGGGAAGCGGAAAAGAGAGGCAGGGGGGUAGGGGUCAGAAACUGCAGGGUCGGUGUCCAGGAAUAGAAGCGGUCAGAUGGGGCAGCAUUGAUCAGCAGGAGAGGUCAUCGGAUCAGCUGAUGGAGACCGCAGGUGGCUCUGAGCCAUGCACACAUCUUAAAACACUGUGCUGUUGGUACAAAGUGAGAAGAUUGUGUUACACCUGAUGGACAUAUGCGGCUUUGUGGUUCACUCAACAAAACAGUGCUGGUGAAAUUUCACAGUUUGGUCAACUGAUCAUGAAAUUGAAGCUUAAAUUAUGCAAAGUGCAUAUAAAAUGUCAAUGUACAGUGUAGAUGCAUACAUUUUAACAAAAACAAUGUAUAUAGUCUGAGCAAAGCACAGAAAACCUGGACAGUAGUAUCUGAUUAGUUAAAAACUUUGAAAUUGAUUUUAACUACAUUAUUUCUUUUUUCUUUUAUCAUUUUAAUAACAGCUUUAAAUCUUAACACACACACACCUUUAAAUUCAUAAAACAACUAGAACAAGAUGUUCAACAACAAAUUGCAGCAUUAUCUGUAAUAAAGAUUAAAAGAAGGUAACAAAAGGGAAAUGAAAGAAUAAUCCCUCUCCAGAACGGAACCAGAUUCACCUCGUUGCUGACCCUAUCUAAAUUUCUUAAACCUAGCUUCAGAUUGGCUUUACGGUGCCUUGCAAAUGUAUUCUUCACCGUUAAACUUUUCACAUUGUCAUGAUAAUAACAUAUUUCACUCAGAUUGUGUUUGAUUGAGAAACACUGCGUAAUGCAUAAUUGUAAAGCGGAAGAAAAUGGUACAUGAUUUUAAUUUGUUUUUUACUGAGAAAAAUAUGAAAAGCCUUGCAUGCAUUGGUAUUUAGCCCCAUUUAUUCUGUUACUUUUAAUUAAAUCCAAUGCCGAAUUGCCACCAAAAGGCAGCUAAGAAGUAAAUAGAGUGGACCAUAACUAAUAAUUAAAUAAAUAUCACUCUCACUGCAAAAGAGGAAAAUCUUACCAAGUAUAUUUUUUUAACUUUUAGUCAAAACCUCUCAUCACACUUAAUAUAAGUCAAAACCAUCUACAGAGAUAAAUUUAAGUGAGAUAUAACAACUUGUUUUGAGACAAUGCAUCUUGAAAAUCUUGAUAAAUGAAAUUGUCAUGAAAACCUCUUGUUUUGAGUAAUUUCUUAAAUGAAACAAGUUUUUGUUUUGACAUUUCAGCUGAGAAGUUCCUGUGAGGUUUGUAAAACAUAAAGUCUUGUUUCAAGAAAACAAAUGAACUUGAAUUAAGACAAAUCUGCUUUAUUGAUAGUCAACAACGAUAUUAACAACAUGCCCAAAUCAGUGCAUUACAAAACAUUCUAUAAGUGUAGCUAUUUUUGAUACAUUUCUGUCAAAACAAACUCUCAAAUUCUCUGUUCUGUUGCACUCUGGACCGAUUCCACAUACUAUUCCAAAGGUAAUGAGCACAAAUACUGUUCUAUACUACAGUAAUUGGCAAUGCUCUAAAACAUUGUUUGGUCCAAAUACCCAGACUUACCACUGAGUCAAGACUGACAUUUGAUGAUAUCUGUCAGGUCCUAUUUCACUUCAAUGUACAUGCUAUUAUUAAAAUUCACAUAAGAGUAUGGUGUAUAAUCAAUACGCUUGUCUGCAUCCAUGAAAAUAUUGGCUUGAGCUAGGGAGGGAAAAAUACUAAGAUGAAAACAGGUUGGAGAAGGGUUAUAAUGCUGCGAAUGCAUUUCUUAAUGCUAGUCAGGAAUGCAUACUUAAAGGUAAUUUGUCUUAAAAUGCAAUGUUCAAACCUUAAUUUAAGUUGGUUUUGGACCUGGAUCCAGAGCAUUGCCACACUUGUGAAACUAAGAAUGAGUUAAAUAAAUUUUAAAACAAGAGGAUGACAUUCAAGCUGAAAAAUAAAGAUGCUACCUUUGAGGGGAAGGACACUACUUUUGGGCAUCAGAAGCUUAUUAUGAGACACAAAAGCUCAUAAUUGUAGUAAAAUACUGCUCAGAAUGAGUUUUCAUGGAUAGUUUCAAGAUUCUCUAUGUAUUGUGAGGCUUUAAUGCAAUGUCUUAUUUCUAGAAAUCUUGUCAAGUUAAUUUUCACUUGUUCCAUUGGCAUAUUUUGUGGCUUAUUUCAAGCCAGAAAAUCUCAUUUUAAUUUUUUUUAACUUAUUUUUGAAGUGGCAUUUUUUCCAAUGCUCCGGUGAGAUCUUCAUUGGAUCUGCAGCAGUUUGUCGAGAUACAUGCUAUUCACAUUUACCUCCUGCCCUGCUCCAGGCUCUGACCCACCCGGAAGUCCGGAAGCUUGAUGAAGAUCCUGUUCUUUGAUUUCUCUAGUACUUUUAACACUGUCCAGCCUGGACUUCUAACGGUCAAGUUGGAGUUGUCAAGAGUGGACCACCAUCUGUCAGAGUGGCUGCAGGACUACCUCACUAGCUGCCCGCAGUAUGUGAGGACACAUGGCUGUGUGUCUGACAGGUUGGUCUGCAGUAUGGGGGCUCCACAGAGAACUGUGCUGGCACCGGUCCUCUUUACCCUCCACACUCCAAACUUCUCCAUCAAUGCUUCAGGCCGCAAUCUACAAACGUUCUCAGAUGACUCUACUAUAAUUGACCUCAUCGCAGAGGAGGACUACUCAGAGUGUGAUCAGUGGACACAGGACUUUGUGGAAAUGUACCAGCAGAACCAUCUUUUAAAUUCCAAGGAGCUGGUGGUGGAUUUCUGCUGGCGCAGACCCACCACUCUGAUGUCCCACAAGGCUUUGAGAAACUGUGACCAGACCUAGAUGGUUCUUUUGGAAGAAAUAACUUUAACAGAGGGAUAUUUGCAAAACCAGUCACCAUAAGGACAGUUUCUUCCUACCAAGUAACGAACACAGUCCCCAGAUCGAUAAUAUGCAUAUUUUCAAUAAUUUAACCUUGCCUUUUUCUUUUGUAAAAACACUAUAUUUAAACAUAUUUACAAUAAAAAAACAUAACUUUUAUUUCCAAUCAAAUUUCAUAUAUUUAUAUUUAAAACGACUGUACAUUGAGAGCAAGGUGGAACCAAAGUCAAAUUCCUAGUUUGUGUGCACAAACAAGGCCAAUAAAGCUGAUUGUGAUUCUGA
Molecule: messenger RNA, 4424 nt
Organism: Girardinichthys multiradiatus
Lineage: Eukaryota; Metazoa; Chordata; Actinopteri; Cyprinodontiformes; Goodeidae
Product: endonuclease V-like
Exons: 9
Coding region: 49-816 (255 amino acids)
Biological process (GO): DNA repair
Cellular component (GO): cytoplasm; nucleolus
Molecular function (GO): single-stranded RNA binding; RNA endonuclease activity producing 5'-phosphomonoesters, hydrolytic mechanism
Source: RefSeq, a predicted model, not a curated record